This is a messenger RNA of Westerdykella ornata, 1593 nucleotides long. RefSeq lists its product as uncharacterized. The coding region runs from base 1 to 1593 and encodes 530 amino acids. The transcript has a single exon. Lineage: Eukaryota; Fungi; Ascomycota; Dothideomycetes; Pleosporales; Sporormiaceae. The record is from RefSeq and is a predicted model, not a curated record.
AUGCCCGACCUUGCGGUAACCUCGCCGACGGCUGGCACUCCGUCUGAAACACCAGUCACAGACGACGGGAGCAAUUCUGGAAACCGCACACCUCUCCUCCACCUCCAUGCGCCACGAGAUUCCACGCCCACCACGACGAUUCCUCCGACAUUGACGCCCGCCACGACUACUCGACCAUCCAUUGCCCUCUCAACUAUCUGGAGAAACGGAAAUCUACCUACAAACACCCCUCACAGCACCCCACUCGUCGCCGCAAUCGUCGCUCACACACCGUCCCGCGAAACACAAGGCCCAACACCUUCGGACCUGGCUACAAGCACAAGCUCCGUGCCGAGUGCCACCACUACGCUCACAAAUACCCUCCCGCCGACACAGUCCGCCGCCCUACGCGCCCUCAAUGCGCCCGCCUUUCAAUCGCACUCCUCAUCCUCCAGCAACACGAAACAUCACAACAGGAAGUCUUCAGCCAAAUCAACAUCGAGCAGCACCACACUAUCCAGUCAACCGGUAGUGGUACGCACAUAUUCCGGUCCGCGUCGGCAUCGCUCACAAGCCUCUAAUUCCUCCUCUCGUUUCUAUACCAUCAACAUGAACGGCCACACAUCCUCACAGAACCCGUCCAACCUCUCCGCAGGUCUAGCCUCGCAAUCGGGCUCCCGAACGCCACAACUUCCCCCCGUCGACGACUUCUCCUUCUCAGCCAUCCUUCGCGCCGUGGACCCCGAGAUUCGAGACGCCAUCGACGCGAUUGCGGAAAUUUGUGCGAGGAGCAGACUCAGCUUGGCGGAUGAAUAUGAUGCCCAUCUCCCACCGCAGGGGACCAUCACGGGAACCGGGACGGGCAUAGGACAGGGGUGGGUGGUGGGUAGAGCUGCGUUGGUGUCUGGACGAGGGAGAGGCGUGGGUGUGGUGAGGGGUGCGCAGGGGUGGGGUGCUGCUGGUGCGGGUGUGGGUGGGGAGAAUACCCUGACAGCGGUGCCGGAAGCUAGUUCCUCGAGCGAGAGACUCAGUGUUGCUGGGGAACCGUCGACGAAGGACCAGAGUCGUUCCGCCUACGGGAGUCUCAAGAGCGUGAUUAGCGGCGCGAGCGGUGGGGGUAGGAGUAGAAGGAAGACGGUCGGGGCGGACACGUUCAACGCGACUUCUACUUCCACGUCCAAAGCAGAUGGCCCGGAUCGGCCUCAACAGCAGACGAAUAUCCCCUCCUUGGCUCUGAUAAGUACUCCGCAGCCAUCACACCAUCUUUCUCUGGAUCUCUCGUCGACGAUUACCGAUGUACCUCUGCCGGAGACCCGUUCUGAGACCGCGGCGGCGAAUACCUCCUCCUUUACUAUACAGAACGACUCGAACGCUAAUGCUGGCCGCACACAUCGUCGCAACCUCUCAAGCAUGAGCCGCAUGUCUGUUACUCGCCCACGCUCGAGCACACUUUCCUCACUCGCGUCCUGGGUUCCUUGGAAUCGGACUAAUGCGGAUGUCUCAUCCGAGUCUGCGACGACGAGGGCGGAGAUGAGACUGAGGGAGGUUCUGAGUCUGGCUGGACAGCAGCAGCAAGGAAUUUCACGAAAGAAGGGAGGUGUGAGUGUGGUCUAG